CCUACUUCAUCCUGACCAGGUUACCAGGUGACUCUUAGCAUGAGGAUCUUGGCCCUGUUCACUGUUCUUCUCUUCCUCACCCUCCAUGGGCAAUCUCAACCCCUUGGAGAGUCCAUUGACCAAGUGCAAACAGUAGAUCACCAGGGGACAGAGACAAAGGACCAGACUCCCAUGACAGAUGAUGAGAACACCUCCAUGGACCAAAUAGAUGCUGAAGGCACAGGCAUGACCAUCUCCUUUGAAGUUGAUGAACAUCUUGCUCAAGACACUGCAGGCCAAGGGAAAGCAGCUGCCUGCUACUGCAGACGUGCAAGGUGCCAGUUCUUGGAGCGUCUCAGUGGGUGGUGUCGAAUUGGUGGUCUCCCGUUCAACUUUUGCUGUAGAUGAGCCUGUACAGGAAUCUGCAUCUAGACCCAGACAGUGUUAACACUUUGUACUCUUCCUCCUCCCUUGGAAAUAAACUUCAAACAUGAAACGUGGA
This is a messenger RNA of Erinaceus europaeus (western European hedgehog), 481 nucleotides long. Its product is annotated as defensin alpha 5-like. NCBI's taxonomy places the organism in Eukaryota, Metazoa, Chordata, Mammalia, Eulipotyphla, Erinaceidae. The transcript is spliced from 2 exons. Gene Ontology annotation, biological process: antibacterial humoral response; cellular response to lipopolysaccharide; disruption of plasma membrane integrity in another organism. Gene Ontology annotation, cellular component: extracellular region; extracellular matrix. The record is from RefSeq and is a predicted model, not a curated record. The coding region runs from base 40 to 387 and encodes 115 amino acids.